Messenger RNA from Bipolaris maydis ATCC 48331, 690 nucleotides. RefSeq lists its product as uncharacterized. NCBI's taxonomy places the organism in Eukaryota, Fungi, Ascomycota, Dothideomycetes, Pleosporales, Pleosporaceae. The record is from RefSeq and is a predicted model, not a curated record.
AUGGCAGAUACUCCUAACAUGCAUUGCGAGAUGAGGGAGAACCUUAUCUCUGGAACGAAUCAGGUCGGCAACCGUGACAUCGGGAGAGACACAGUCCAGAACAGUAUCAGUUUUAGAGGUUCCGGGAGAGAUCUUAUACUAGGAUUGGUGGGUUUGGUGGUUGUUGUGGGAAUAGUGGCUGUGGCCGUUACCGUACCUCUCAAACUCGUGCACAACACCUCUGGAGCCUCCACCGACAGCGGAUCUAAAGAUCUCAAACCAUCCACAAGUUUUCCACUCUCUUCAAGUAUCUUGGAAGCUCCACCUGAAAAGCCUGCCACUCCAGCCUCGUCAUACCCCCUUAUGUCCGCACUCGCCACCGCACUCUCAAGCAUCAGCCGUGCCACCUCUCCAACGCCCCAGCCUCCCGCUCCUGCGAUCCAGUCUGCCUCCCCAAUACUCCAAUCACCCUCCCCAACCCGAAAAGAAGCAAUAACGUCCUAUGCCGCCCUCCUCACCCCGGGCGCACUCUGCACUGCAGACUCGCAAUGCUCGCCAAACAUCUGCUACAAGGAACCCAAUACCGUGACGUACUGCUGCGGGCCAACGAUAACGGGGUGUCCCGGGUGGCCGUGUAGCGACCCGGGACAUCGCGACUGCAAAGAUCCGUUCAAGUGUGACUUCCAGGCGUUCACUUGUUCGUUGGGGUAG